AAGUUGAUUUUUGAAAAUUGGUACCCUUAAACAUUAAUUAGGCCAAAAUUUAGGACUCGGAUUAUUAUUUUCCUUCUUUGCAACGAGGGAGUAUAUAUUUUUGAUUUACGAGGAAUUUGGCUAAAAAGUUCAUUUGGGCAAUCUGGGCUAAUUGAACAUUUUUUCCCUUUUUUGUUUUUUCUUUUUUUCCCCUCCCCUCUUAUUGCACUCUCUCUUCCCCCACUUCGUAACUCUAACCCUAGUCUUUUCUCAAUUUCACUUACCUUUUUCUUUUUAAUUGUUCCUGUGAUUGCCUGCAACCAAAUUCUCGUUGAAAAAUAUAACCGAAGCACCUAAUUCUAAUUUCUCGAUCCGAUCAAAUCCUUGUUUUUCGCAUAGCGUAAAUAGAAAUUUGAAACUGAUCGGAAGAACACUUGGCUGAUAGAUGAUGGAUCCUUUUACAAACAAGAACUAGAAAGCCAUCCGUACAUUUGAAGGUUCUAUCAGCCACUAACCAGCAUGGAAUUAGCUGACAGAGCAGUUGGAUUUUUUUUAUCAUUUAUAAGUUUAUCUAUCUUCACCUAUUAUACUUUCUGGGUUAUUAUUCUGCCAUUCGUCGACAGCGAUCAUUUUAUCCACCAGUAUUUCCUGCCACUGGAAUUUGCCAUAUUGAUACCUUUAGUUGCUGGGGUUGCGCUUUUCUGCUUCUUAUGCGUGUUUGUUGGAAUUGUGAUGGUUAAAUCCAAAAAGAAGAAAGCAUAAUGAAAAUGCUGUUGCCUGUCUCCAUUUAUCCUUCUAAAUUCUAGAACUCCACACCUUUCUUUCUCAUUUAAACAAUAUCUUUGUCAUUAGCAUGAAAAUGUUUAGCAACAUGUUUAAACAUUUUUUUUUUUUUUGCAAUAGAUUUUUGCUCUGAAGUCUCAUUUAUGUAAUUGACUACUGUUUUAGUGUCCUGACAAACAAACUAUUGCCAUGUUUCAUUUCUGAAAUAGUUGAAUUGUUGAUGACAUAAUUCUGCUGUCAAGAUUCUAGUCA
This is a messenger RNA of Jatropha curcas, 1014 nucleotides long. RefSeq names its product dolichol phosphate-mannose biosynthesis regulatory protein-like protein (gene DPMS2). Gene Ontology annotation, molecular function: enzyme regulator activity. NCBI's taxonomy places the organism in Eukaryota, Viridiplantae, Streptophyta, Magnoliopsida, Malpighiales, Euphorbiaceae. The record is from RefSeq and is a predicted model, not a curated record. Gene Ontology annotation, cellular component: endoplasmic reticulum membrane; dolichol-phosphate-mannose synthase complex. Gene Ontology annotation, biological process: GPI anchor biosynthetic process; dolichol phosphate mannose biosynthetic process.